Molecule: messenger RNA, 534 nt
Organism: Rotaria sp. Silwood1
Lineage: Eukaryota; Metazoa; Rotifera; Eurotatoria; Philodinida; Philodinidae
Source: the annotation of a GenBank genome assembly
AUGUAUAACUCGAAUAUUGAUAAUUCAUCAAAUUCGGCUAACAUGCCUCCUCGUGGUAGUCGUGAUCGAUCAAAAUCACAUAUGCGAACAUCGAGAUCAUCGACAUCGAAUCAAUCAUUACAUCGUACAUUGAGAAGUCAAUCUCCAUGUUCAUCGAUUAUCCAUCGGUCAACAAAUCGAUCUUCCUCAGGUACUUUUUUAGGACGAAGUCAUAAUCUAAGAAACGUUCUAGCUGAUUCAAGUAUUCAUUCAAUCAAUAUUUUAUCAUCAUCGAUUCAUUCUGGAAAGAAUGUUCAAGCUAGUUUAGAUCGAGAUCAAAAUGAUAAUGAUAUAACAAUGGAAUUUAAUGGUAUUGUUAUUGAUGUUAAUUCUUAUCAAAAUCAAACUUUUCCAGCUACCACCAGUUCUGUUCAAACAAAUCAUCCAUUUGAACUUGACAAAGCACUUUCACCGAAAAUGGCAACAACUUUGUCAGGUAAAAAAACAGCUGAAGAAGUGUGGAAAUUCUUUGAAAUGCAACAUGAUGGCACAUAA